UGUUAUUAGUGCAUUUCUUGUUAUUUUCUAUCUAAUCACAACGUCAAGAGAUCAUCUUGUUGAUGUGUGUGGCAAUGGUGCCACUGUCUUCACAGAUUUUCCAUGACAAGCGUUGGAUUAUAGUCCAUUUCUGACAUCUAAUGGGUAUACUUGGUAGUGCAGCUUGUUUGCCCUCUCUAUAAACCCCGCCUCCGAAAAUCUCUCUCAACUUCUAAUUGGUUCAAAGAAUUUUCUCUCUUCAGUCUGAUUCGCUAACUGGAUUCGCCAUAGCCGUCACUCACAACAGAGGUCACACAUGAUUCAAAAAUGGACGCGUCCUGUUGAAACGCUACCUGCAGUCUGAGUUUAAAAUGAAUACUUGUAUUAUUUCAGUUAUUUUGAAGCAAAAACACUCUGAAUCAUAUGGAAAAUAUGGAGCUUCCUGAAGAGACCGUGUGAGCUGUCGUCUACUCCUGCGAUGCUUUCACUCAAAGCUGUGUCAUGUUUACAAAGGUCGAGGGGAUCAGGGGCGAGAGGCGUCCCUCUCCUAAUCUUCUGUCGGGGCCAGAAAGUAUAAAAGACCUGUAAACCCUGCACCACUCCCAAGGAAAGCCGAGCGUUGACAUCCACUCCUCCUCAGGAGAGAGAUACAUAAGGCGAACGGUGCUGCAGCUGCACCCAGUCAACAGCCUGUCAAUCAACCGCACUACAUCACGGGGAGUGAAUUCAAAGAGAAGAGACCAACAGUGACCAACAGCCAUGAAUCUUGAACCGCCCAAACCAGAGAUCAAAUCAGCCACCCGUGUCACUGGUGGUCCCGCCACACCACGCAAAGGACCACCUAAGUUCAAGCAGAGGCAGACUCGCCAGUUCAAGAGCAAGCCACCAAAGAAGGGUGUCCAAGGUUUUGGAGAUGACAUCCCUGGCAUGGAAGGUUUAGGCACUGACAUCACUGUCAUCUGCCCCUGGGAGGCCUUCAACCAUCUGGAGCUUCACGAGUUGGCUCAGUAUGGUAUCAUCUGAGCCCUUCACCUUCUCGUCAUCCUUCCCGUCAUGGUCUCCAAACCACCUGCCUCCGUCCUGGCCAUUGGCUCCAAGUGCACCAUUCCAUCUUUUAUAACAGAAUAAACACACAAAAGAGCAACAUUUAUAAAAAUGGAAAAACUAAGAAAAAUUUCAACAGCAACAAAAAAAAAAAUCUGACUAUCAAUCCCUCCGGUUUCUCUUCUUUCUUGCAGUCCAAGAACACGUUCUGCUCAAACUAUAGAACAGAAAAGUCUAUAUGAUCGCAUUCUGUUUGCCUAGAAAAACUGCUGCUCCUUUUCUUUGCUCUUUUCUACUCUCCCUCCAUUUUCUUCUGGAAUACGAAACAUACGCAAGCAAGACAGCCUCAGUGUGAGUAAAAACAAGAGACGUACCCGUGAAAUGCCUGGCUUCUCAUUUCACGUGCCUCGGUGCCUCUUCACUCCACCUUCGCCGAGUUCAUAAGAAAAGAUCAAAGUCCUGUAGAGAUGAAACACCCUGCUGGCCGACAUUUUAGUUAGACCACCAAAACUUCAUUUCAGCCCACUCUUUCCCCAUCAGGCUACCCAAUUGGGUAAUAAAUACAGAUUUUGACAUUUCAACCUUUCCACUCCCUUCUACUUUUUUAAUGUCUCUGUGGAACAGUUACUUUUUAAAUAUCAUAUUGGCUUUGUGUUUUUGCAACCCCCUUAUUCAAUGCAUACAUACAUAUACAGGCACAACUGGAUCGUUAGAAUUCAUUUUGGGCUAUAAUUUUCGGUUUCAGUGAGUCUCUCGGGUGACUGUUAGGGAGCAGUGUAUUGGGCUGUCAUGUCUUGUGUUUUCUUUCAUUCAUAUAGGCCUAGUUAUU
Molecule: messenger RNA, 1852 nt
Organism: Ctenopharyngodon idella (grass carp)
Lineage: Eukaryota; Metazoa; Chordata; Actinopteri; Cypriniformes; Xenocyprididae
Gene: pde6gb
Product: phosphodiesterase 6G, cGMP-specific, rod, gamma, paralog b
Exons: 5
Coding region: 739-1002 (87 amino acids)
Biological process (GO): visual perception; positive regulation of epidermal growth factor receptor signaling pathway; positive regulation of G protein-coupled receptor signaling pathway
Cellular component (GO): photoreceptor outer segment membrane
Molecular function (GO): 3',5'-cyclic-nucleotide phosphodiesterase activity; cGMP binding
Source: RefSeq, a predicted model, not a curated record